Molecule: messenger RNA, 528 nt
Organism: Megalobrama amblycephala (Wuchang bream)
Lineage: Eukaryota; Metazoa; Chordata; Actinopteri; Cypriniformes; Xenocyprididae
Product: zinc finger protein 501-like
Exons: 1
Coding region: 1-528 (175 amino acids)
Source: RefSeq, a predicted model, not a curated record
AUGCGCAUUCACUCCGGAGAGCGUCCGUUCACGUGUCUCGAGUGUGGGAAGAGCUUCACGCAGGCCACCAUCCUCAAAAACCACCAGCACUCGCACUCGGGAGAGAGACCGUUCAGCUGCGGCCAGUGCGGUAAAAGCUUCAUCUCAGCGAAGCACCUGAAGAUCCACCAGAAAAUUCACCAGAAGCUUUUCUUGUGCUCUUUCUGUGGAAAGAUGUUCUCGCAGCUGGGCUACCUGAAAGAGCACCAGAAAAUACACAGCGGCGAGAAAGCUCACAUGUGCUCGGUGUGCGGGAACAGCUUCUCUAGAGCCAAAUAUCUGAAAGAGCAUCAGAAGGUCCAUACGGGAGAGAAACCCUACAAGUGCUCACAUUGUGACAAGAGCUUCAGUCAGUCAGGGAACCUGAAAAUACACGAGAGAGUUCACACCGGAGAGAAGCCGCACCGCUGCCCGCCAUGUGGAAGGAGUUUCGUCACAUCCAGCGCUCUGCUGUCUCAUCGAAGGAAAUGUCGCCAAAAGUUGUCGUAG